Phialemonium atrogriseum is the source of this 957-nucleotide messenger RNA. Its product is annotated as methyltransferase. Gene Ontology annotation, molecular function: sterol 24-C-methyltransferase activity. The record is from RefSeq and is a predicted model, not a curated record. Lineage: Eukaryota; Fungi; Ascomycota; Sordariomycetes; Cephalothecales; Cephalothecaceae. Gene Ontology annotation, cellular component: endoplasmic reticulum. Gene Ontology annotation, biological process: ergosterol biosynthetic process. The transcript has 3 exons. The coding region runs from base 331 to 957 and encodes 208 amino acids.
UGGGAAUAGAAGUGCUAGAGAAAAAUAUUUAUGCAUGGGGCGGUCCGCGAGUGCUCGAGGACAGCGUGCUGGGGGCCAGGACAGGGGUUGCAAGCUGACCAGGGAUCCCCAGCAUGUCACUUGUGGGUUGUGACAGGCCUUUAAUAUGGACUUUUGACGUCACCCGUUCUGCAUUCAUGCGCCAGAGCUCUACCAGCCAACACAAAAAGAAAAGGCCACUACCACAUCUACCCUCCGUCAAUCUGUCUUUGAGCAUCAACUAACUCGACAUUUUGAAUACUAUGAGAACCCGACGUCUUUCCCCUUCCCGUCGGCCGCCCGCUGCGUCGCAUGGAGGCGAAGCUUCUGGAGCUUCUAAAUCUACCAUCGGGAUCUCAGAUUCUCGAUGCCGGCUGUGGAGUCGCACAUGUCGCGAUAUACAUGGCGCGGCACGGCAUGCGCAUCACAGGCAUCGAUGUUGUGACGGCGCAGAAGAUGGAUUACCACCACCUCGAGUCCAUAUCAGAUGCGUCGCACGACGGCAUCUAUACCAUGGAGACGUUCGUCCAUGCAACAGAUCCCGAAGGGGUCCUUGCCGGCUUCCACCGGAUUCUUCGCCCGGGAGGCCGGCUCGCCCUGUUCGAAUAUGACCAGUCUCGACGACGCCAAAUCAACACGUACGCUGCCAUGCCCACCAACACGCGGUCAACCCCAGGUCGGUACAAGCAGUGGCUGGAGGAUGCCGGCUUCCAAGACAUUGUUGUCAGGGACUACUCGGAAAACAUUCGGCCGAUGCUGACGCUUUUCUGGCUUCUUGCUCUGACCCCCUUCUUCUUCAUCAAGCUCUUCCACCUGGAAAGGUAUUUCGUCAACACGGUGGCCGGUUAUCAAGGGUAUCGUGGUCAGCAAUUCUGGAGGUGCUUGGCAGUCACCGCUACAAAACCCGGAGGACCGAUAGAAGGAUCCAAGACGAAAUAG